AUGUCAGCAAACGAUUUCUACUCAUCAGGUGACCAAUCCCAAUACGACCCAAAACAAUCAACUCAAUCCCGCAACAACAACAACAACAAUAGUAAUGGUGGACAAGGCGGUGACCAAGACCGUGGUUUCCUCGCUACUGUCGCUGGUGGUGCUUUGGGUGGUUACGGUGGCCACGAGCUUGGUGGUCAAAGUCACGGAAAAUUGGGCUCUGUGUUGGGUGCAAUUGGUGGUGCCAUUGGUGCUAACAAAUUAGAGGACGAAUACAAAGAACACAGACAAGAAGGUAAACACCAUGGUGGCCGUGCUGAAGAAGGCGGACAUGGCGGAAGUUUGGGAAGCUAUUCUGCAUCUCAAGAAGACAGAUAUAACGACCGUCAAAGCGGAAGAAACGAUAACUAUGGUGGAAGAAAUGACAACUAUGGCGGAGACAGAAGAGAUGAUUUUGGUGGAAGAAGAGAAGACAACUUUGGUGGAAGAGGAGAAGGUUUUGGCGGUCAAGGUGGUUACAACACAGGUUACGGUAACAGAAUGGAAAGUGGCCCAGGUGGUCAUGGACCUCAUGGAGGCCGUGGCGAGGGACGUUAUGAAAGUGACUACGGUAACAGAAUGGAAGGUGGCCCAGGAGGAUUUGGACGUCAAGGAGGUCGUGAUGAAGGUCGCUAUGAAAACGAUUAUGGUAACAGAAUGGAAGGUGGUAGAGGUGGUCGUCAAGGAGGUUGGUAA
This is a messenger RNA of Lodderomyces elongisporus, 723 nucleotides long. It is a transcript of the gene RCT1, whose product is annotated as Rct1p. The record is from RefSeq and is a predicted model, not a curated record. Bases 1 to 723 code for a protein of 240 amino acids. The transcript has a single exon. Lineage: Eukaryota; Fungi; Ascomycota; Pichiomycetes; Serinales; Debaryomycetaceae.